This is a messenger RNA of Staurois parvus, 1143 nucleotides long. NCBI's taxonomy places the organism in Eukaryota, Metazoa, Chordata, Amphibia, Anura, Ranidae. The record is from the annotation of a GenBank genome assembly.
AUGAGAUCAAAGGCCCAGCUGAACGGUAGAAGAGCUGCUCUAGGAGAAAUUGGUAACAAGGUGACAGUGCGAGGUGGAAAGCAGCCUGCGGUUAAGAACUCCAAUGCAACAUCAAAGCCUGCUACUACCAAAGUGUCAAAUGUGAGUGUGAAGCCAAAAGUUGUACCUGUGACAGUGAUUGAGGCUCCCCCACAAGUGAAAGUUUGGCUUGUUAAGGAAGCCUCUCCAGUUCCUAUGGAUGUGUCCAUGAAGGAAGAGGAGGAACUGUGUCAAGCUUUCUCUGAGGUUCUAAACAAUGUGGAAGACAUUGAUGCUGAUGAUGGUGGUAAUCCACAGCUCUGCAGCGAGUAUGUCAUGGAUAUCUACAACUACUUGAGACAGCUAGAGGUCAAGCAGUCCAUAAAACAAAGAUAUCUAGAAGGAAUGGAGAUCAAUGAACGCAUGAGAGCCAUCCUGGUUGACUGGCUGAUCCAGGUUAACUCUAGGUUCCAGUUGCUUCAAGAGACUCUAUACAUGGGUAUUGCUAUUAUGGAUCGGUUUCUUCAAGUUCAACCUGUCUCCCGUGGCAAACUCCAGCUGGUUGGUGUGACUUCACUCUUUGUGGCUUCCAAAUAUGAAGAAAUGUACAGUCCAGAAGUUGCAGACUUUGUUUAUAUCACAGACAAUGCCUAUACAGCUUCCCAGAUUAGGGAAAUGGAGAUGUUUAUCCUCCGUGAGCUCAACUUUGACUUGGGACGACCACUUCCCCUUCACUUCCUUCGCCGCGCAUCCAAGUCAUGCAGUGCUGAUGCAGAGCAACACACGCUAGCAAAGUACCUAAUGGAACUUACCCUUGUUGACUACGAAAUGGUCCAUUUUAACCCUUCUGAGGUUGCAGCAGCUGCACUCUGCUUGGCUCAAAAGGUCCUUUAUGUUGGCAGCUGGGGGCCCACACAGCACCACUACACUGGCUACACAGAGGAAGAUCUGACUCGGAUCAUGAAACACAUGGCUAAAAAUGUUACCAAAGUCAACCAGAAUCAGACAAAGCAUGUGGCUGUAAGGAAUAAGUAUGCCAGCAGCAAGCUGAUGAAAAUCAGUACACAUCCUCAUCUGAUGUCACCAGUUAUUACAGAACUGGCUGCAAGUUUGACUUCCCAGUAA